AUGGGAGAAGGGGAUGGAAUAUGUGAGAAGGGGAUGGAAUCUGGGAGAAGGGGAUGGAAUCUGGGAGAAGGGGGUGGAAUCAGGGAGAAGGGGAUGAAAUCUGGGAGAAGGGGAUGGAAUCUGGGAGAAGGGGAUGGAAUAUGGGGGAAGGGGAUGGAAUCUGGGAGAAGGGGAUGGAAUCUGGGAGAAGGGGAUGGAAUCUGGGAGAAGGGGAUGGAAUCUGGGAGAAGGGGAUGGAAUAUGGGAGAAGGGGAUGGAAUCUGGGAGAAGGGGAUGGAAUCUGGGAGAAGGGGAUGGAAUCUGGGAGAAGGGAAUGGAAUCAGGGAGAAAGGGAUGGAAUCUGGGAGAAGGGGAUGGAAUCUGGGAAAAAGGGAUGGAAUAUGGGAGAAGGGGAUGGAAUCUGGGAGAAGGGAUGGAAUCUGGGAGAAGGGGAUGGAAUCUGGGAGAAGGGGAUGGAAUCUGGGAGAAGGGGAUGGAAUCUGGGAGAAGGGGAUGGAAUCUGGGAGAAGGGGAUGGAAUCUGGGAGAAGGGGAUGGAAUCAGGGAGAAGGGGAUGGAAUCUGGGAGAAGGGGGUGGAAUCUGGGAGAAGGGGGUGGAAUCUUGGAGAAGGGGAUGGAAUCUGGGAGAAGGGGAUGGAAUCUGGGAGAAGGGGAUGGAAUCUGGGAGAAGGGGAUGGAAUCUGGGAGAAGGGGAUGGAAUCUGGGAGAAGGGGAUGGAAUCAGGGAGAAGGGGAUGGAAUCUGGGAGAAGGGGAUGGAAUCUGGGAGAAGGGGAUGGAAUAUGGGAGAAGGGGAUGGAAUCUGGGAGAAGGGGAUGGAAUCGGGGAGAAGGGGAUCGAAUGAGGGAGAAGGGGAUGGAAUGUGGGAGAAGGGGAUGGAAUCUGGGAGAAGGGGAUGGAAUCCGGGACAAGGGGAUGAAAUCUGGGAGAAGGGGGUGGAUUCUGGGAGAAGGUGAUGAAAUCUGGGAGAAGGGGAUGGAAUUUGGGAGAAGGGGAUGGAAUCUGGGAGAAGGGGAUGGAAUCUGGGAGAAGGGGAUGGAAUCUGGGAGAAGGGGAUGGAAUCUGGGAGAAGGGGAUGGAAUCUGGGAGAAGGGGAUGGAAUAUGGGAGAAGGGGAUGGAAUCUGGGAGAAGGGGAUGGAAUCUGGGAGAAGGGGAUGGAAUCUGGGAGAAGGGAAUGGAAUCAGGGAGAAAGGGAUGGAAUCUGGGAGAAGGGGAUGGAAUCAGGGAGAAAGGGAUGGAAUAUGGGAGAAGGGGAUGGAAUCUGGGAGAAGGGAUGGAAUCUGGGAGAAGGGGAUGGAAUCUGGGAGAAGGGGAUGGAAUCUGGGAGAAGGGGAUGGAAUCUGGGAGAAGGGGAUGGAAUCUGGGAGAAGGGGAUGGAAUCUGGGAGAAGGGGAUGGAAUCUGGGAGAAGGGGAUGGAAUCAGGGAGAAGGGGAUGGAAUUUGGGAGAAGGGGGUGGAAUCUGGGAGAAGGGGGUGGAAUCUUGGAGAAGGGGAUGGAAUCUGGGAGAAGGGGAUGGAAUCUGGGAGAAGGGGAUGGAAUCUGGGAGAAGGGGAUGGAAUCUGGGAGAAGGGGAUGGAAUCUGGGAGAAGGGGAUGGAAUCAGGGAGAAGGGGAUGGAAUCUGGGAGAAGGGGAUCGAAUGAGGGAGAAGGGGAUGGAAUGUGGGAGAAGGGGAUGGAAUCUGGGAGAAGGGGAUGGAAUCCGGGAGAAGGGGAUGGAAUCUGGGAGAAGGGAUGGAAUCUGGGAGAAGGGGAUGGAAUCUGGGAGAAGGGGAUGGAAUCUGGGAGAAGGGGAUGGAAUCUGGGAGAAGGGGAUGGAAUCUGGGAGAAGGGGAUGGAAUCUGGGAGAAGGGGAUGGAAUCUGGGAGAAGGGGAUGGAAUCAGGGAGAAGGGGAUGGAAUUUGGGAGAAGGGGGUGGAAUCUGGGAGAAGGGGGUGGAAUCUUGGAGAAGGGGAUGAAAUCUGGGAGAAGGGGAUGGAAUCUGGGAGAAGGGGAUGGAAUCUGGGAGAAGGGGAUGGAAUCUGGGAGAAGGGGAUGGAAUCAGGGAGAAGGGGAUGGAAUCUGGAAGAAGGGGAUGGAAUCUGGGAGAAGGGGGUGGAAUCUGGGAGAAGGGGAUGGAAUAUGGGAGAAGGGGAUAGAAUCUGGGAGAAGGGGAUGGAAUCUGGGAGAACAAAGAUGGAAUCUGGGAGAAGGGGAGAAGGGGAUGAAAUCUGGCAGAAGGGGAUGGAAUCUGGGAGAAGGGGAUGGAAUCUGGGAGAAGGGGAUGGAAUCUGGGAGAAGGGGAUGGAACCUGGGAGAAGGGGAUGGAAUCUGGGAGAAGGGGAUGAAAUCAGGGAGAAGGGGAUGGAAUCAGGGAGAAGGGGAUGGAAUCUGGGAGAAGGGGGUGGAAUCUGGGAGAAGGGGAUGGAAUCUGGGAGAAGGUGAUGGAAUCUGGGAGAAGGGAAUGGAAUCUGGGAGAAGGGGAUGGAAUCUGGGAGAAGGGAAUGGGAUCUGGGAGAAGGGGAUGGAAUCUGGGAGAGGGGGAUGGAAUAUGGGAGAAGGGGAUGGAAUCUCAGAGAAGGGAAUGGAAUCUGGGAGAAGGGGAUGGAAUCUGGCAGAAGGGGAUGGAAUCUGGCAGAAGGGGAUGGAAUCUGGGAGAAGGGGAUGGAAUCUGGGAGAAGGGGAUGGAAUCUGCGAGAAGGGGAUGGAAUCUAGGAGAAGGGGAUGGAAUCAGGGAGAAGGGGAUGGAAUCAGGGAGAAGGGGAUGGAAUCUGGCAGAAGGGGAUGGAAUCUGGGAGAAGGGGAUGGAAUCUGGGAGAAGGGGAUGGAAUCUGCGAGAAGGGGAUGGAAUCUGGGAGAAGGGGGUGGAAUCUGGGAGAAGGGGAUGAAAUCUGGUAGAAGGGGAUGGAAUCUGGGAGAAGGGGAUGGAAUAUGGGAGAAGGGGAUGGAAUCUGGGAGAAGGGGAUGGAAUCUGGGAGAAGGGGAUGGAAUCUUGGAGAAGGGGAUGGAAUCUGGGAGAAGGGGAUGGAAUCUGGGAGAAUGGGGUGGAAUCUGGGAGAAGGGGAUAGAAUCUGGGAGAAGGGGGUGGAAUCUGGGAGAAGGGGAUGGAAUCUGGGAGAAGGGGGUGGAAUCUGGGAGAAGGGGGUGGAAUCUGGGAGAAGGGGAUGGAAUCUGGGAGAAAGGGGUGGAAUCUGGGAGAAGGGGAUGGAAUCUAGGAGAAGGUGAUGGAAUCUGGGAGAAGGGAAUGGAAUCUGGGAGAAGGGGAUGGAAUCUGGGAGAAGGGGAUGGGAUCUGGGAGAAGGGGAUGGAAUCUGGGAGAAGGGGAUGGAAUCUGGGAGAAGGGGAUGGAAUCUGGGAGAAGGGGAUAGAAUCUGGGAGAAGGGGAUGGAAUCAGGGAGAAGGGGAUGGAAUCUGGGAAAAGGGGAUAGAAUCCGGGAGAAGGGGAUGGAAUCAGGGAGAAGGGGAUGGAAUCUGGGAGAAGGGGAUGGAAUCUGGGAGAAGGGGAUGGAAUCUGGGAGAAGGGGAUGGAAUCUAG
This is a messenger RNA of Closterium sp. NIES-65, 3510 nucleotides long. The record is from the annotation of a GenBank genome assembly. NCBI's taxonomy places the organism in Eukaryota, Viridiplantae, Streptophyta, Zygnematophyceae, Desmidiales, Closteriaceae.